Molecule: messenger RNA, 712 nt
Organism: Austrofundulus limnaeus
Lineage: Eukaryota; Metazoa; Chordata; Actinopteri; Cyprinodontiformes; Rivulidae
Product: eukaryotic translation initiation factor 3 subunit A
Source: RefSeq, a predicted model, not a curated record
GAACAAGACUGGCCAGAUGCAGGCUCCCUCUUUCAGACAACAAACAGCAAGGUGAGCUUUUUUAACACCAGUGGGAAAACAUCUGAGCAUUCAAGCAGCUCCUCUGUUAAACACCAGGAAGCGGCAGCAGAAGCAGCUGCAAGUCGAGCUGUUCUCAUAGUGUUAGAAGAACAAGAAAGAGAGCAGCAGGAAAUUGCUAUACUUGAAGCAGAAGUCAGGAAAAAGGCCGUAGAACAUGAAGCAUUAGUCAAACAAAUGCUGUUGGAGAGAGAAGCAGAGGAAAUUAAGCUGAGGAUGCAACGAGAAGCAGAUGAAGUUAAGUUGAAGGCUCAGCAAGAGGAAGAGUAUGCAAAGCUGCAGAGAAUGCUAGAAGAAAAGAAAAGAAAGAUUCAGCACCUGGAUAAGGUUAAAGAUCUUAAAGCAGCACAAGCGAGAAUGCAGGUUUACGACCAAACAAGUGUUAAUGAGCUGCACAAAGUAGAUGUAACAAAUAUUAACACAGAAGUCAAAGGUGAUACACAUGUAAGUUUUCCUUCUCUGCCUGAACAAGUUUCACCACAAGCUAUUGCCACACCCACAAAUGAUGGUACAUCAGAUCUUGUUAAAGUGCUAGCAAGUGCACUAAGUGCAAGCCGCAUUCCUGUCCCUGAACCUGCAGUGUUUAGUGGGGAUCCUAUAAGAUACAGUGACUGGAAACAUUCAUUUGAAACAC